AGAAAGCAGAGGAAAGCCAAACAACAAAAGCAGCGUUUUCUACAGCUCCAACACUGCCCUCAGAAACAGCCAGACAUUUUUAUUUUCCGUUGCGUUCACGUCCCCAGCUAUUCUUGCCAAUUCGACUCUGCCUGACGCUUUUAUUCCAACAUUUCACACUCUUUGAUGCUCUUAUUCAUGCCAACUAUAUGAUAUCCAACAAUUGGCUUAUUUCUUUGGCAAUAAUUUUGAGAAAAAUAUAACAGUAACAGUGUAGCAGUGGUAUAGUGGUAUUUUCCAAUCAUGCUUUGGUCCUUUAUUGUCAUAUUGUUGGCUAUUUUUUGGUUGAUUUAUCGUUCCUAUACUUUGUUGAAUACUCCAAUUAUAGACUUGAUUCAAAUUUUAAAUAUUGAUAUUCCCAAGGCUCCAAAGGUUUCAAUUGAUAAAAUCACUUCAUCCAAGGUCCACCUUCACUGGUCAAUUCCAAAUAACGUAAUAACGACAACAACCACCACCACUCCUGCAAAUCCCUCAAACUCAAUAAUAACUUCAAAUUCAAAUUCAGCUGUGAACAUAAAUGCAAAUGCAAACACAACUUCAUCAGCAAAUAUAAAUUCAAACAACAACAGCACUAAUUCCAGUUCUAAUCUUGAUUCAAUUAUAAAUAAUCUACAAAAUAAAAACUCUUACUAUGUUUAUCUAAAUGGCAUCUUGGUUUACAAACUAAAUUCAAACCAAACAGAUUGCAUCUUAUCAAAUUUGCAAUCAAAUUUUCAUUACCAAAUUGAUAUAAUAUCAAUUUCUCCAUCAAACUUCAAAUCUAGAAGUUUCCCUGUUUAUGUCAAAACAAGAAAUUCUGAUAAUGAAAAUAUUUAUCUAACUGAUAUUAAAAAUGACAAUACCAACAAUACAACUAAUAACAACAACAGCCUUCUUAACAAUCCAAGUUUAAAUUUAAAUGCUAACUCAAUAAAUAACCUAGACUUUGUUAACUUGUUCAAUAAUUUCAACUCGAAUAGUAAUGAGCUAUCUCUUGCAAUGUCAAAUCCCAUUCUACAAAACCCAGACAACAUAUUAGACUAUCUUACGAACAAUAAUGGUAACCUAAUCAAACAUAGAAGAACAUUCAACCUGGGCAAUUCAAGGUCAAGAUCAAAUACCCUAAAGAACUCAAAUCCAAACGAUAAUAAUAACGAGUUUGAAAUUACAGAUUUAGAAGAACUAAAAGCUCAAUUAAUGAAUAGACAAGAUCAAUUGGCUAUAAUUUAUGAUCAACUAAAAUCUGUGAAUGAUGACUACAAUGAAAAGAAAUCAAUCCUUAUUGAUGAAAGAGAAUCGUUGAAAAAACGUAAAAAAUUGGAAGACGACCAGCGAAAUCAACUAAGAGCUACUUUUAAUUCUUUGGAAGACUCUCAACGAAAAAAAAGAAUUCAUAUAGAGAAAUUGAGAAAUUCAAUUGCAAAAAAAUUAAACUACAUUGAAAAAAUGGAAAAUGAUAUCCAAAAUUGGGCUGAAAAAUUAGUUCAAUUUAAGGAUUUUGAAAAAUCUAUUCUUUCAAGUAAACCAAAUCUAAUUUCAGAUUUGAAUUUCAAAAUAACAGAUUUAAAAUUAUCAAUCCUAAAUACUAAAAACGAUAUUUCUACUAUAGACUCUGAAAAUAAAAAAAUCUUACAAAACAAAAAAAAACUAGAUUUAAAUAAAGAUAGAUAUUUUGAAAUAUUUGAUAAAUUAAAUCAAAAGGAGAAAAAAUCAGGAUAUUUAAAUGAAAAGCUAAUGAAACAGUUAGGCGAAUUAAAUCCAGAUUUUGAAAAGGAAAUAACUGACAAUUUUAAUCUUGACUUAAAACUUGAAGGUGAAUGGAGAGCUAAAGAACAAUCUACUCGAAUCGGCUCAAAGAAAACUUACGAAAAGCAUGAUAAAAUCAAAAAAGAAUUGGAGUUAUUGGAAUUUAAUCUUCAAAAUCAUACAAAUAUUAUCAAUGUUAACGAUAUUAAUGAAUCAAUUAUUAACAAUAAAAAAAAUAUCAGUAGAAAGAAGAGUGCUAACAUUCUUAUUUCAAACAACAAUAUCAUCAUAACCCCCAACAAUGAUACAAAUGUUAUCAACACUAACACUAACAAUAUCAAUGGUAUCGUUCAUAGUAAUAGCUUCAAUAAUAUAAAUUCUAUAAACAACCCAAAUGGAAUGAGUAGCACCAAUAGCAUGAAUGGUCUCAACAAUCUUACCAAUAUUGGCAAUAUCAAUAGUAUCAGUAAUCUCAUUACUAACAACAAUCUCAAUAAUAUCAAUAACAACAACCUUAAUAAUAUCAAUAAUAAUAACAAUAUUAACAAUCUUAAUAAUAUGGGAAGUAUAGGAAAUAUGAAUACUAUCAGCAAUUUAAGUACUAUCAAUAGUAUAAACAGUAUCAAUAGCAUCAAUAAUAUGAAUAGCAUCAACAAUAUCAACAACAUUACUAAUAUAAGCAAUAUUAAUAACUUGAAUAAUCUAAAUAAUCUAAACAGCAUCAAUGCAAUAUCAAAUGUCAAUAAUAUUAACAAUGCUAAUAACAGUUUUACUCAUAACAUUAAUGAUAUUCAAAACUUGCAAAACUUAAACCACAACACUCUUCAAAACUCUGGAAAUUUGAACUUGGGCAAUAGUUUUUCAGUAAACCACAAUUUUAAUAAUAGUAUUAAUAAUAGUAUUAAUAAUAAUAUUAAUAUUAAAAAUGAUGAAAUCACCAACUCUGAUAGUAUAGGAAACAUAAGUGGUUUAAACGGUAUUAACAAUAAUAAUAUUAAUAAUUUCAACAGUUUUAACAACACCAAUCAUUUAAUAAAUUCUAACAGUUUCAAUUCUAUUAAAAAUUUAAAUAAUAACAAUAAUAACAAUGUCAUGUCUAAUAUGAACAAUAAUGAAAUUUCUUCUGGCAUAAAUAAAAAUAUUCCUCUUUCUUUUAAUAUCACUCCUCCAUUAAAUAAUGAUCAGAAACUUAGUUAUAAUUCUAAUCAACAAAUCAACCAAAAUUCAUAUUUUUCACCUUUUCAACAAACUAAUAACCAAAAUCAAAUUCAACCAAACCUUAAUUUUAACCAAAACAAUCAGCCAUUUAAUUAUUCUUCUAAAUCGAAUAACUUAACUACAGGAAGUAGUAGUGCCCAGUCUUCUAACAAACCAUCUCCUGAUAGCACCAAACCUGAUUUGGUAAUCAAUGUAAAUAAACUGCUUUUAUCUAAUCAGUUGCAACAAGAGUCUGUUCACUCACCAACUGUUAACAUGAUGUUACCUUCAAGUAUUAUUGAAGCUGAAGAGCUAAAUGAAGGUCUAAUUUCAAGUAUGAAAGAGUAUAGAAUUAACACGAUGAAAGCAGAAGAUUUGAGUUUUAACUUUGAUGAUAGUAUUUCCCAGCAUCAUUUUGCUAACACUGGAACUCCAUUGCACAGAAUAAACUCCAAGCUUUCAUUGUUUAAUAGCAACAAUAAUAAAAACAACAACAACAACAAUAAUAAUAAUAAUAAUAAUAAUAACUCGCCUUUGUUAGCAAAUACAUCUUUAUUGGGAUUGAACUCUUUUGAUAACGCGAAUGUUGCCCCUUCUGUAAGAAGUAUUUUCAGUGGUCGUAACAACAGCAUCAGCCAACAAGGCCACUCUAUAUCUGCAUCAAUUCUUCCUGAAACAGCUGGAUCUCCUUCAAGACCAUCACUUGGUUAUGAAUCUCAUAAUUAUAUUAACCCAAUAUUAUCACAUAGCAGCGCUAUUUCGGGUCCUAAUCUAUUGACAGACAAACUCUCCUACACUUCCUUGAAUCCAGUGACCUCUUCAUCAUUGUUAGGAUCAUUAUCAAACGAUCCCCAAGAACAAGAGCUGCAGUCUCAAACUCAUCAAUCCAUAUCUGCUGUACUUUCUCCCAAAAAACUUUCUAAUGUUUUUAAUUUUGGGAGAGGAAACAAACUUGAUGAACAUAAAGACGAUACCAACUCUCAUUUAUUACUUAAUCAUAAUAUUAAUGACAAUACAACCCGUGGGAGCAGGUUUUUCAAAUUUGACAAAAAGCAUAAACCACAACAAAGUUCUCUUGAUAGUAUCGAUCAUAGUGGAAAAGCUGGCUCUUUUAAUGGUUUUUUUGGUAGCACAAUUUCACCUCCUUUUAAUGCCAACUCAAUAAAUGGUGAUUCUAAGUCGAAUUUACUUCAACCAUUUGGUAACGAUUUACCUGUGCCUCAACUUAAUUAUAAUAGAAAUAGGACUGAUAGUGUUGGGAGUGCUUUUAGUAAUCCUGCUUCAUUCAGCUCAGCAAAACAGUUCAACUUCAACAGUAUUUUAGACCCUUGGAGCAACAACUUUGCUGGAAACAACUCGAGUCAUAAUGCUAAUAACAAUAACAAUAACAAUAAUAAUAUGAUGGGAAAUUCACCUACUAUUGGUGGAAAAACAAAUUUAAAUAAUAACUUUGACGUUCAAAGCAACUAUUCAAUUCAAACAGGAUCAAUCUUAAAUAACUUAACUACAAGCAGUUCUAUCCCAGAUAAACCGAUUGAUUGGACCAACUUUCAUUUAAAUGAUGACCAAUUGAGUUUAAAACUUUCUAAAAAUAGUUAUACAUCGACACCUUUGAUUCAAACCCAAAAUAAUGAUCAGAGCUCAAUUCAUAGUUUGGGGGCUUUAAAUAUCAACCUUAACAAUGGUUUUGGAAAUAAUUUUGGAAAUAAUAUUAACAAAAACUUGAAUAUUGGUGGAAUGAAAAAUAUUGGCGGUUUUGCUAAUAUAAACAGCAACAUGAAUAUAAAUAACAACAUGAAUAUAAAUAACAAUCUAAACUUAAGUUCUAUAAACAGUUUAGGUGGGUUCAAUUCGAACUCUAAUAACUUGAAAGUUCCCGGAUAUCAUGGUUUUAAUCCAAGCAACCCAGGUAAUAAUCUUGAUGCUAGUGCGUUUGAAGCCAAAGAAUCAGACACUUCAAUGAAUAAGACUUUAGAUAAAGCACCAAGUAUUGCAUUUUCUUCUACUUCAGAUUCGCAAAGUCUACAUACAGGUUCUUCUCAUCAUAAUUCCAAACUUCUUACUAAACUGCUAGAAUCAAAAGACUCUUCAUCUAGCAUUAAUGUAAAUCAUGCCAUUGGUUCAGAUGCAGGUCACUCUCCGACAGUUUCAUCAUCUCCAUCAUUUUUUCGAAAAAAGUUUUUGUUUGGUGGAAGUAAUAAUAAUAACAACUCUGGAGGUAGUUCUCCAAUGAAAGUGGGAUUGAAUACAUUAAAUGUUUUGAGCGGUACGAUAAAUGAUAAGGAUGUUAGGCCAUUAUCUCCAACAAAGUUGUCAACAGUUGCUAGCAAAAAUUCUGAUGGUGAACCAAACUCUGAGAAAAGUGCAGAUGUACCAGAAAAAUUGGUUUUAUCAAAAACUUCGAAAUACUUCUCCAAAGGAAUGAGAAACUUAAGUAUUUCAAGAAGAUCAAUAUCUACAAAUCAUCCAAGAGCAGUGACUCCAUCUAGUUUUACUGUUUACUCGGUCUCGCCUGCAAAUAUUAAUUUAGAAACUAAUCAUAGCAAUAAAAGCAAUAGUGAGGUUAGCAAGUCUAACGAAAGUAAUAAUUCAAAGGAAGUAGAAAAAGAAGAAAAACCCAGUAAAGCGGAAAAAGUGGAAAAAAAUAAAAAAAAUGAAGAAUCAGGAGCAAAAUCACUUGUGAAAAGACUAUCGUUUUUUGGAAACAAUAAAAGUAAGGAAGAGUCAUUAGUAGUUAUGGAUACAGAAAUUGAAUAUGAAGCUGAGAAAGAAGGAAAAUAACUAGGGCCAGAAUAGUUUCAGAAGAAUUAAGUGUUAAUAUCUGUUUUGAUUAUUUUAUAAACAUAUUUUAAGAUGAAAAAUUUAAAAACAGAGAGGGAAUUUAAUAUCUUAAAGCUUUUUAUUAAGAUUCCUAAAUGAAAAAUGUCUUUUUUUUUAAUUAUAAAAACAACUUUUUUUCUUUUUCAUAAACUUUUUUUUAAUCAGAUCUUUUUUGGUACAAAAAAGAAACAUUCAAUUCUUG
Ascoidea rubescens DSM 1968 is the source of this 5983-nucleotide messenger RNA. It is a transcript of the gene GTA1, whose product is annotated as Gta1p. Lineage: Eukaryota; Fungi; Ascomycota; Saccharomycetes; Ascoideales; Ascoideaceae. The record is from RefSeq and is a predicted model, not a curated record. The transcript has a single exon. Bases 283 to 5742 code for a protein of 1819 amino acids.